CAGAACAGAGCGCUCAAUAUUCAAGAUUCUCUCGUUUGAUUAUCGUAUUACUUUCAGCCUACGCCUAGAAAAGGGCUAAUAAUCGUCCCUGUCUUAUUAUUUUCGAUUCUUCUUCUAGAGGUAGCGAAAACUCGAAAUUAAGUACGACGACGGAAGAAUGUCUUCCUCUGACCCCUUGGAAUCCGAACCCUCUGUCGCGGAGCGCGAACGUCAGGAUCGAGAGCACAGAGAAAAGGAAGCUGCAGAACAAGCCAAGCUACCCUAUAAAUGGACGCAGACCGUUGGCGAUGCAGACGUGACCAUUGUAGUCCCGGCAGAGGUCAGAGGGCGUGAUCUAGAUGUUGUCCUGACAAAAACAAAGAUCAGGGUUGGACUGAAGGGAAAGGAGCCCAUCAUUGAUGGUGACUUUCCUCACCCAAUUCAUGUUGACGAAUCCACCUGGACGCUUGAGCCCACUUCAAACCCUCCCGGAAAGGAGGUAUCCAUUCAUCUCGACAAAGUCAAUAAAAUGGAAUGGUGGUCACACAUCAUCACCUCCGCUCCCAAGAUAGAUGUCACCAAAAUCCAACCAGAAAAUUCCAAACUGAGCGAUCUAGAUGGUGAGACCAGGAGCAUGGUUGAGAAAAUGAUGUACGACCAGAGACAGAAGGAGAUGGGAAAGCCAACUAGCGAUGAAGAAAAGAAGAUGGAAAUGCUAAGAAAGUUCCAGGAACAGCAUCCAGAAAUGGAUUUCUCGAAUGCGAAAAUUGGAUGAAUCAAAAUUAAGUCUCUGGAUUCAAAAGGAUGAUAUCAGUAUGUAAGCGACUAUUUGAAAUGGAUCUCUUGUGGUUAAGCAUAGCGGGUGAAAAUCUAUUGUUUUAUGUAUUCUCAUCGUAUGUGAUUUCGUCGAGGCGCGUUGCGCGAACCUAUAAAUUCGAAACUCGCUAUCGUACAUUCUA
This is a messenger RNA of Coccidioides immitis RS, 938 nucleotides long. Its product is annotated as nuclear movement protein nudC. Bases 158 to 754 code for a protein of 198 amino acids. The transcript is spliced from 3 exons. Gene Ontology annotation, biological process: protein folding. Lineage: Eukaryota; Fungi; Ascomycota; Eurotiomycetes; Onygenales; Onygenaceae. Gene Ontology annotation, cellular component: cytoplasm. The record is from RefSeq and is a predicted model, not a curated record.